Cornus florida is the source of this 1239-nucleotide messenger RNA. RefSeq lists its product as uncharacterized. The record is from RefSeq and is a predicted model, not a curated record. Gene Ontology annotation, molecular function: microtubule binding. Gene Ontology annotation, biological process: microtubule cytoskeleton organization. The coding region runs from base 138 to 1031 and encodes 297 amino acids. The transcript has 5 exons. Lineage: Eukaryota; Viridiplantae; Streptophyta; Magnoliopsida; Cornales; Cornaceae. Gene Ontology annotation, cellular component: cytoplasmic microtubule.
AACCGCAAAGAAAUAUUUACCUCCCAACUGAACGAAGAAAAACAUUACUCCCUCUCAUUGCCAAAACCCUACUCCCCCCUUUCAAUCAAAAUCUUCCACACCAUCUCUCUCUCUCUCUCUGUUUCUCUCUCUAAGAAAUGGCCCUGAGAUCCCUUGAUAACGCUCUACCCAUAACACCAGAAAGGCCCAAAAAGCAAUCAAAAGUUGCAAUUUCAAUCCAAAAACAAUCUGAUCCCGCUGUAAAUGACGAAAAUAGGGCUCCAUUGCCGCCGCCACCAACUGCAGAUGCAUCCAUUGAUUACAUCUCCUCUGAGAACCUCAAACCCUUACCUGAUCCAGAAAUCAAGAUCCAAAGCCUAGUUGAAGCUUUAGAAUCAAAGGAUUGGUUGAUGAUAUGUGAGUCACUGAACAAUGCUAGGCGCUUUGCACUCUAUCACUCCACUCUCUUGCUCCCCAAUUUGGAAAAAGUUGUGUUGAUUCUGGUGAAGUCAAUGAAGAAUCCAAGAAGUGCUCUGUGCAAGACCUCUAUCAUGGCUUCAUAUGAUUUCUUCAAUGCCUUUGGUGACAAAUUGGUAGAGUCCACCUCUGAUGCAUUUGACCACUUGCUGGUGCAGCUGCUGCUGAAAGCUUCACAGGAUAAGAAGUUUGUGUGUGAAGAAGCAGACAGAGCACUGAAGGCCAUGGUUGGGUCCAUCGCGCCUCUCCCUUUGCUCCAUAAGCUCCGGGCGCAUGUUAGCCACGCCAACCCCAGAAUCAGGGCCAAAGCUGCUGUCUCCAUCUCACACUGUGUCUCUCAUAUGGGGACAGAAGGAAUGAAAGAAUUUGGGUUGGCUUCAUUGAUCCAAAUGGCUGCGGAUUCGUUAAGCGACAGGCUGCCGGAAGCAAGAGAAGCAGCUCGAAGUAUCGUGAUACGAAUGUAUGAAUCCGUCACUGAAAAUGAAGAGAAGCAGGACUCAUGGCAGAGCUUUUGCCAGACUAAUUUGCCAGCUAUUCACGCACAAGCUAUGCUUAAAAUUGCCCCUUCUUCAUAGAGGUUGACUGGUAGCAGAAUGAAUUUUAAUAGCUUUUCGGUUCAUGUAAAUGUUGCCAUUUUACAUGAUUAUUGUAAUGGAGCUUAAUAAUGGAUCUUAAUAUGUGUUCAGAAAAUAACAUAAUUUGAUGUGUGUGUGUGUGUGUGUGUGUGUGUGUGUGUGUGUCUCAUUAAUGGCACGUUCUUUUUGCUUUUAGCUUGAAAUAUUG